Messenger RNA from Spodoptera littoralis (African cotton leafworm), 1746 nucleotides. The record is from the annotation of a GenBank genome assembly. NCBI's taxonomy places the organism in Eukaryota, Metazoa, Arthropoda, Insecta, Lepidoptera, Noctuidae.
AUGAAAUUAAAAAUAGACAGAGGGCUCCUGCCCAUAAAGGCGCACUUUUUCUUUUUUUUCGCGGCCCUGGGCCCGAUACUCCCACAGAUCAAUGUGUUCGGACGACAGCUGGGAGUGUCUCCCUCAGUCAUGGGGAUGGUGACAGCAGUCCUACCACUCUUGUGGGCAGCUGCGAAACCUUUGUUUGGAUAUAUUGUGGAUUUCUGGCCGGCACACAGAAAACUAGUCUUCAUGCUACUUAUAACAAUAAUGACGGGAUCAUACUGCUGCCUCUGGUUUUUACCGAUGCCCGAACCAAAGACUGACACCAAACUAUUAGAAUCAGUCUAUCGCCUAAACGACACGAUAUAUUUAAAACAAAACAUAAACGACAGUUCGUUAGAAAAAUACAAAUGUCAUUGGAACUGCACUUUGGCGGGAAAUUUUGACGUUUACCUGUCAGAUACGCCAUUUGUAACCACAGUGUAUAUAGACGAUGUAGUAUCUAAUACAUCCUGCUCUGUUUUGUCUAUGGAUUUUGAUGAUAUUCAAAAUGGCGAUGUUAUGUGUUUACCGAAAGAUAAUUGUAAUUUACUUUGUUAUGAGAAUGAGAGUGAUAUUGGAGGGAAUAAGACUAGAAGAAGUGUUGAAGAUUUAAAUGGGAAUAGUACUUUAAGUGGAGAUGAGAACAAAAAUGAUAAUUUUUAUAUGACUGCUGCGUUUUGGGCGUUCGUUAUUUUAAUGUGUGUUGGUACUGUUGCGUUCAAUGUAGCCAAUUGUAUUGGUGAUGCUGUCUGCUUCGAUGUUCUCGGGCCGGACCGAGGCUCGAAAUACGGGGCCCAAAGAGCUUGGGGUACCGCGGGGUAUGGUUUGACAGCAUUACUGGGUGGGUACUUGAUUGACAGCGUGUCUGGGGGCAAGGAGUAUAAGGACUUCACUCCAGCAUUCGUAGUGGCUUUAAUAGCGACUUCCAUUGAUCUAUACAGCUGUCGAGCCCUUACUUUACCCUCUCUAUCAAGCCCCGAAGACUCCGGCAAGGCGUUGCGCGAUGUCCUGAAAAUACCUAAAGUCAUAGUUUUCAUUAUAUUCGCGGUUGUAGCUGGAACAUUCGACAGUUUCAUCAUUUAUUAUAUGUUUUGGUUUUUAGAAGAGCUAGCGGAACAGACAGGUCACACUGGCAAGAUUAAACUGAUAGAGGGCGUUGUGGUCGCCGCCGAAUCUUUAAUAGGAGAACUGCUGUUUUUCUUUUUCUCCGGUAAAAUUAUAAAGCGGUUUGGAUACGGCACCACUUUAACAGUCUCACUGCUGUGUUACGGGAUCAGAAUGAUCUGUAUAUCACUCAUACAGAAUCCUUGGCACCUUGUGUUUGUUGAGGGUAUACUCCAAGGUCCCACAUACGCGCUAUGCUACUCCACUAUAGUUGGGUACGCGGCCCAUGUGGCUCCUGAAGGAUAUUCAGCCACUGUUCAAGGAAUCGUGGCGGGGAUGGACGAUGGAGUAGGUUUUGCAAUUGGAUCCUUAGUAGGAGGUCAACUGUACAGUUGGCUAGGAGGUCGGACCUCUUUCAGGGUGCUAGCGGUCACAGCCAUCAUAGGAUCAGGCAUACACGCGGUCCUAUUCGCUGUUGUAUCGAGAAGCGACGAGAGAGCAGCUCAAAAAGCAUCAGAGGCUACGCCUGAAGCGCAAAAGAUGCUACAGGAGCGCAGUAACGCCAUCUACAAUGACACCGUGGUACCACUGAACGGUGAAGAGAAGUUUGAUAGGUAA